Paramecium octaurelia is the source of this 108-nucleotide messenger RNA. The record is from the annotation of a GenBank genome assembly. Lineage: Eukaryota; Ciliophora; Oligohymenophorea; Peniculida; Parameciidae.
AUGGAUUAAUUUAACUCAUCAAUCUAGAGAAAUUUGAAAUAAUUCAGCAAUUCAGACGUCAUAAGUAUGAAGUAUAUGGAUAUCUGCAAAAUCAACUAGAAAGCAUGA